Hordeum vulgare subsp. vulgare (domesticated barley) is the source of this 1395-nucleotide messenger RNA. Its product is annotated as protein SCO1 homolog 2, mitochondrial. The record is from RefSeq and is a predicted model, not a curated record. The transcript has 9 exons. Bases 115 to 966 code for a protein of 283 amino acids. NCBI's taxonomy places the organism in Eukaryota, Viridiplantae, Streptophyta, Magnoliopsida, Poales, Poaceae. Gene Ontology annotation, biological process: mitochondrial respiratory chain complex IV assembly.
CCCCCAAAAACCUCCAAACAAAUUCCAAUUCCUCCCCUCCCACGGUUCCACUCCAUCCCCCCCGGCGCCCCCGACCCCGCCUCGCUCCGGAGAGCCUCCUCCCCGGCCACCGCCAUGCUGCCCGCGCGCCUCCUCAGGCUCUCGCUGGUACGCCGCCUCGGCGCUGCCCGCGCGGCCGGAGUGCCCCCGCCGUGGCAGACCAGGAUAUUUCCGGUGAGGGGUUACCAGGCUCGAGGUUAUUCUACCGGAGGAAGCUCCAAGUAUGAUAAACCGAUGAGACAGUUUGCUGAAGAGAACGAGUCAAAUUCUCAGCCACUAAUAUAUUACAUUGUCCCAUCUGCCAUUCUAGCCUUUGCUGGACUAGGCACUUAUGUUCACUAUAAUGAUGAGAAGCGUGCGGUUCCCUUAGGUAAACAAGCAGAACAGUCCGGUAUUACCAAAAGGUGCACUACCAACAGACCUGCAAUCGGAGGACCAUUUAAGCUCUAUGAUACGGAAAACAAUGUGGUGACUGAAUCAAAGCUUCGAGGGAAUUGGACGCUGAUGUAUUUUGGCUACACAUCAUCCCCAGACGUGGGGCCAAAAGAAGUUCAGAAGAUCGCUGAUGUAGUUAAGCUGUUAGAGUCAAAGUAUGAUAUCAAGAUUAAACCACUCUUCGUCACACUUGAUCCUCAACGUGAUUCACCUGCUCACCUUAAGGCAUAUCUUAGUGAAUUUGACCCAAGAAUAGUAGGAUUAACAGGCUCAGUCGAUGCAAUAAGACAGAUGGCACAAGAAUACCGCAUUUUCUUUAAAAAAGUUGGUGAAGUUGGUCAGGAUUAUAUUGUAGAAAGUUCUCAUAACAUGUACUUGCUAGAUCCAUGCCUGGAGACAGUAAGAUGCUUUGGAGCUGAGUAUAAGGCAUCAGACCUUGCUGAGGCGGUAACAACGGAGAUCCAGAAGGCAUCUAAUUCAGCAGCAAAGUAGUCUAGUAUGUUGCCUGUGGUAGCUUGGCAGAUGUGAUGGUGAAAGAAUUUAUCUUCUGGUGGUUAAUUGGACCUAAUUCUUCGGGUUUCGGUAGUAUCCAAUGUCUGCUCCGAAGGUCACCCCCCUACCCAUGUGCAGCCUUGCCGGUGACAUGGCGAACCCUUCAUUCAGCCCUGCCUUCAAGUGAUUCAGGAUUCUAUUCCUAUCUUCGAUCUUUGCUGUACAACUAGACUUGAGCAGAAGUGUAGAGUGCCUCACGCGACGAGUGUUUUUACGAAGUUACAAACCACCUGCAGUUUGGCACUGCCUGAGUGAUUUUCAAACUAUCGUGUCUUCAUCUAACUUGAUGUGCUGAAACUACAUGUAGCACGGACCCAGGAACUCAUUAAUGCCGUUUGGAUGAACAGGUGAACAAGAAACUUUGCAGCA